Monoraphidium neglectum is the source of this 399-nucleotide messenger RNA. RefSeq lists its product as hypothetical. Lineage: Eukaryota; Viridiplantae; Chlorophyta; Chlorophyceae; Sphaeropleales; Selenastraceae. The transcript has a single exon. The record is from RefSeq and is a predicted model, not a curated record. The coding region runs from base 1 to 399 and encodes 132 amino acids.
AUGGACGCGGCGGAGGUGCUGGAGCGGCCCGAAGCGCGCGUGUGGGCGACUCCCGAGGAGGCGGCGCAGAUGAGGGCCAACGGGUUGCAGCUGCGCCCCGCGGCAGGCGAGGCCGGCGCCGCGGCGGCUGGCGGCGGCAGCGGCGGCCGCCGCAGCCGCGUGCGGGAGUGGGUCCUGAGCCUGCAGCCCGUGGGCGUUAGCAAGGAGAGGUAUGCGCCGUGGCUGGGGCGGCCGCUGGGUCAGGAGGACGUUGAUAGAUUGUGGCUGCAGCGCGCCGACCUCUCAAGCAACAAGCCGGGCCCGGGUGAGGUCGACGUGACAGAUCGGUUGCACCACAAAUUCAUCAACAGCGUAAGGGUGACGAUAAUGAAAAAGUGCAUCGCGUUCAGGUUCAAGUAA